AUAGCCUAUAUCACAUUAUAAACGUAUAGGUAGCUUCAUAUCAACAGUACAUCAGCCUGUAGCAUAUAUCAACAAGUUAAAUCAGACUCUUCAUGUCUUGAAAGACAUUAAUAUUACUACUUCCGUUACAGGUUUUGUGCAACGAUUUGACAUAAAGCAGAGAGGGAAAAUGUCUAAACCAUACACACAAAUUAUCAAAGGGUAGUUCUUCAAUCCAUACGCACAAAUUAUCAUAAUUAACCUCACAAUACCAAAUUAAUCACUGCUUCCUAGUUCCUUUCACAACCCCCUCUUAACUUCUAAACAAUAGACCCAAAUUAAUUUCACAUUUCAGCCAUCCUUCAAUGCAAGCUUGCACUAACAAUCAACCACCACUCAACCAGGUAAAUAAUACUAAACUCAAUGCGGAGCAGUUCCCCUCAACUUUCUAAUAAAUCAAACAAUCAAAUCAAAAAAUUGAGAUUUGAGAAGGAUAUAGUUAAAAAAAAAAAUAAAAAAAAUUAUCACUUAAAAAUCCAAGAUAGAUAUAUAUGUUAGGUAACAACCUCUUAGUAUCCCACCUUUCUCUCCAAAAAAUUCUCACUUUGUUAAGUGGUACUCUCCCUUUAUUUAAACCCUCGUAUCUUUUUCACUUUGAAACUCAAUUUCGUUUCAGCUAUUGCAAUUUCACCACUAAGAGUUUGAAGCAUGGCAGGUUGGGGUGACAUGCCAAAAGAGCUCGUCACUAAGAUUGCAGAGCAUCUUCAUUUCUUUGAGGACUUUGUGACUCUAAGUUGUGUUUGUUCUUCUUGGAGAUCAGCCCUUAAGAAAGCUAAAUUCCGAGCAUUCAUCAACAAUAAUGAUGGAAGAUCAUCAUUAGGCCGCGAGCAUACAAUUCCAUGGCUAGGAUAUCCAGAGAGAUACUCCUCGGGGUUAUAUUAUACACUCCAUAGCUUCUACAAGAACACGUUUCGCUACAUUAAAGUCCAAGAGGGAGUCUACAACAAUGACGAGGAAAGGAUAUUAGCUUCAUAUGGGUGGCUGCUUUUGGUCUUAGAAAGUCUUAAACUCUUGCUCUUUAACCCCUAUACCGGUGCCACAAUAGAGCUCCCCGAAAUUGAGUUAUUAUGGCCUGUGCACUACGGUGUUGACUACCACCUUGAUAAACUAAUCCUAUCCGCCAACCCAUCAAUCACGUCGGAUUUUAUUGUCUUCCUUGCUUUGGAGGACAAAGAUACAACCGAUAUUACUGUUCCUUCAAUGCUGGUUUAUUGGAGGAACGGCUAUGAUGAUGGGUGGAUUCAGGUAGUGGAUCCCCAGUUGAACUUGGAUGGCUUUCUUGGCUCUCUUUGCCGCGACAUAACAUUCUAUCAAGGAGAGUUUUAUGGGGUUAACUGCAAUGGUAUGAUUGUGAAAUUUGAGACAGCCCAAGGUAGUCCUCAUUUUCAGGUGGUCACUGAGUUGGAAACCAGGAAAAAUAAUGAAGCAUGGUAUUAUUAUUUGGUUGAAUCUGCAGGUCAAUUGUUGGUUAUCCGUCAGGUGAUAAUACAUUUAAAUUGGUAUAUGAUUCAUAUUACCUCUUGCGAAACCAAAAGAUUUGAGGUACUCGAGCUAGAUGUUAAGGACGGAAAGGUCAAGGAAGUUACAAACCUGGGUGACAGAGCUAUAUUCACUGGUUCCAACUCUUCCUUCAGUGUCCAAGUACCUGCUCAUUCUAACCCUGGCAUUACGGCUAAUACCAUCUUUAACCUGGAUGAUCGCGUGACAUGGAGGUGGGAUGGGCAUGGAGUUUGUUACGGAAACACUUGCUUUUAUAAUAUAUUAGAUGGGCAGCCUUGGAAGUUUAUCAAACGCCUAGAUCGAUCACCACAAGAGAUUUGCUAUUUAUUACUCAACAGAAGUCCAUCACUGUUAGGAGAAGGCAUACCAUAUACUUGGAUUGAGUCUCCGAUGAUAUAAUCAAUUUUAAUCUGUUUCUGUAAGUAAAAAUCAGCUUCAAUUAGUAUGAAUUAUUUAAGUUUAGCACAAAUAAGGUGAAUAGAUGGAACAAAGACUUUGUUUUUACUCUGUUACAGACUGAUCAUCUAUUUGAUUUCUACCCUGUGUUUUAACAACUGUAAUAUGGUAUUUUCCUUCGAGUCUCAAGGAGACAAAGAUAUACAUAGU
This is a messenger RNA of Chenopodium quinoa (quinoa), 2145 nucleotides long. RefSeq lists its product as uncharacterized. The coding region runs from base 688 to 1938 and encodes 416 amino acids. Lineage: Eukaryota; Viridiplantae; Streptophyta; Magnoliopsida; Caryophyllales; Amaranthaceae. The record is from RefSeq and is a predicted model, not a curated record. The transcript has 2 exons. Gene Ontology annotation, molecular function: protein binding.